GAGCAAUGAACGCUCCUUUUCAGGUCACUUAAUCCGAACUGGCAACUCUAAAUUCUGCGUGAUUUUGAGAUGUAUAUAUAAGCGUAUCAUCCACCACUGAAGCAUAGAAUCUUUAGCAAAGGCUCCAACAUGAAGACUGCUAUCAUCUUAUCCUUCCUGGCAACUGUGGCUUUAGCCGCCCCCCAGUACGGCUACGGAAGAGGCGGAGGAGACUCGAGCGAGGAGAUCCCCAUCCUGAGGGACGAUCGGGACCGCGAUGACUUCGGCAGGUACAGCGUCAACGUCGAAACCGCCAACGGCAUCGUACUGGCCGAUGCUGGAGCCCCCGAAGGACCCAAGGGCGCCGUUGUGGCCUCUGGAUUUUUCUCGUACACUUCCCCAGAGGGCAUUCCAGUCCACGUGAAGUAUGUUGCCAACGAAAACGGCUUCCAGCCCCAGUCCGACCUCCUGCCGGUGGCCCCUGCAUUCCCUCACCCAAUCCCCCAGUUCGUCCUCGACCAGAUCGCCUUCGCUGCCGAGGAAGACAGACGAAGCAGUUCCUCGAGAUCUUCCUCAGGAUCGUACGCUCCCCCUCCCCCUCGUUACAAUUAGACCAGUGCACUUCGACGUUGGAAUGCGGAACGAACGAAUUUAUUUAUUGUAAAACGUAAAUUAAACCCUAAUAUAAAGCAA
Molecule: messenger RNA, 672 nt
Organism: Macrobrachium nipponense
Lineage: Eukaryota; Metazoa; Arthropoda; Malacostraca; Decapoda; Palaemonidae
Product: cuticle protein CP14.6-like
Exons: 3
Coding region: 130-591 (153 amino acids)
Cellular component (GO): chitin-based extracellular matrix
Molecular function (GO): structural constituent of chitin-based larval cuticle
Source: RefSeq, a predicted model, not a curated record